This is a messenger RNA of Marchantia polymorpha subsp. ruderalis, 1518 nucleotides long. The record is from the annotation of a GenBank genome assembly. NCBI's taxonomy places the organism in Eukaryota, Viridiplantae, Streptophyta, Marchantiopsida, Marchantiales, Marchantiaceae.
AUGAACAUUGUGCCAGAUAGCGACAGAGGUAGAUCGAGCGUCAAGUUGAAGCUGGCAACAAUUGUUGUUCAGGUCGAGAGUGAAUGUCGUUCAUGGAACGCAUCACAAAUCGAAAUCUUCGUGAAUCAUAUGAUGGUUGGCAUUCCAAGCGACGCAGUGACAGAACAUCGUGCUCAUUGUGGACAGCACAACUGACAGCCAUCGUCACAAUCGACGUGUCAGUGCCUCUCAAGCGCCGAUUGUGCUGAAUGCCGAGCGCAAGCCAUCGACGGGUCAUCUCCUUUCGAGCAAGCACCGCGCUCAGGAGGACAGCCCGAGACGAGGCCGCGGUCGUUGCCCUCGCUCGCCGUCAUGGUGUUGCGCUUGUACGGAGAUCUUCUCUCGCAGCCGACCCGAGCCAUUGCGAUUUUUCUCGAGGUCAACCUGAUUGAUUAUGAGUUACAUUUUCUGAGCUUGUCAAAACGGGAACACAAAAGUCCUGAGUUUUUGGCAAUCAACCCGAGAGGACAAAUACCCGCCCUUGUCGAUGAUGGUUUCAAUCUUGCUGAGAGCGCCACAAUAUUGAGAUACCUAGCGUCGACACGGUCGGUAUCGGACCAUUGGUACCCUGCAGAUGCAAGAAAAAGAGCUCGAGUUGAUGCUUUGUUGGAUUGGUAUCACACGAAUCUCCGUAAUACUGCAAAAUACGUUUUCUCACGUGCCUUGCAAGUCCUUGUGUUCAAGUUACCCGAACCAACGUACGAGGAAGUCAAAAAGCAUGAAAAGGACAUGACAGACGCUCUGAAUUAUUUGGAGACGACAUUGCUGACUAGAGAAGGCCCCUUUUUGCUCGGCGAGUCGGAGCCUUCAAUUGCCGAUGUCCUUAUUGGGUGCGAAGUGACACAACUGAAGCUCCUGCCCAAGCGAGACUGUGAAGCAAUUCUCGACUCCAGGCCAAGGAUCAGAAAUUGGCUGCAAGAGUUGGAAAUUGCUCUUGGUCCACAUUUUGCAAGGUUUCACGUAAGAGUUGACAGCACCGCAAAGUUCUUGGAGUCUAAAAGGAGCAAAUUGUAGAAGACAUGUCUCUUUGAGGACAAUACGCAUCGCCUUCCUUAUCACAACAAACUGUUUCAUAAGGAGAAUAGGGGAAGUGGAGGGAAGUCGUGACUCAUGACUCGUGACUCGUGACUGAUAUCCAGCUAAAGCGAUGUGUGUUGAAAGGAUUAUCUUCUAGGUAGAAAGCUUAGUUUGUGAGGAGCUUUCUCUUCUUGGCUUAUGAUCACUGAAAAUUAUUCACGAGUAUUAAAUGAGGACAAGAAGUGUCGAAGAAAUCCAGCGAUAGACGAGUAUGUUUUCCUGUAUGGUGCUAAUGCAAAUGAAGAGUGUAUCAGUGGACUAUCUGAGAAUGUCAAUCUGUUUAUCAUCCUAACGUAACGGGUGGCGUGCUGUAAUGUGCUUAUUCCAAGUUCAGUGUGUCAGCACUAAGAGCAUUGUAAUCAGCAAGUAAUUAAGUUCAUGCUUUAAGUGAGUAUAAACAAG